AUGGGACCAGAAGAUAAAAAGGAAGAUCAGUUUGAAGAUGUCUCACUUUUCAAUCCAAUAUUCUCCAAGCUCAAUCAAAAUCUGCUUGAUACCAGUAUCUGCGGGACACGCCCUGCCUAUGCACCCGACCAAUCCAGGAUUGUUGGUGGUAUCAAUGCACUCCCAGGGGAAUUCCCUUGGAUUGGAUCUUUGAGGGUCGAUGAUGGCUCCGAUAGGGGUAGAUUCUUCUGCGGCACUACUUUGAUUACCUCACAAUGGGUGCUCACGGCAGCCCAUUGCGCAGGAUCCUACAUUGAUCGGGUGAUCUUCGGAGGCCUUCGGCUGUCAAAUGAGUCCGAGUACGAAGUGAAUGCCGAAGUGGCCGAUAUCAUCAUCCAUCCCGACUACGACGCCGAGUCCAACGAUAAGGACAUCGCUCUACUGCGCCUGACUGAACCGGUGUCUUUCAGUGAUUACGUCAGGCCAGCAAUGUUAGCC
Messenger RNA from Strongylocentrotus purpuratus (purple sea urchin), 477 nucleotides. Its product is annotated as transmembrane protease serine 2-like. The annotation marks the transcript as partial. Gene Ontology annotation, biological process: proteolysis. The transcript has 3 exons. Lineage: Eukaryota; Metazoa; Echinodermata; Echinoidea; Camarodonta; Strongylocentrotidae. The record is from RefSeq and is a predicted model, not a curated record. Gene Ontology annotation, molecular function: serine-type endopeptidase activity.